AUGAGUCGAGGAGCAGGUUACGAUCGCCACAUCACCGUCUUUUCGCCCGAGGGACGUCUCUACCAAGUCGAAUAUGCCUUCAAGGCCAUCUCAAACUCGGGAAUCACCUCCAUCGGUGUCCGCGGCAAGGACUCUUGCGUUAUCGUCACCCAGCACAAAGUCCCUGACAAAUUGUUGGACGCGUCGACGAUCAAGCACAUUUACCAAUUGACGCCCAAGAUUGGAUGUGUGAUGACAGGAUUGGUACCCGAUGCCCGAUCAGCCGUGAGCAGGGCACAGCGGGAGGCGGCCGAGUUCCGGUACAAGUUUGGAUACGAGAUCCCCCCAGAUAUGCUUGCCAAGCGCAUGGCCAACAUUAACCAGGUCUACACCCAGCACGCCGCCAUGCGCCCUCUUGGUGUUUCUAUGAUUCUGAUUGGAUUGGAUGAUGAGCGUGGACCUCAGUUGUUCAAGAUUGACCCUGCAGGAUACUUUGUUGGAUUCAAGGCCACCGCUGCCGGAGCUAAGCAGACGGAGAGCUUGAACCAUCUGGAGAAGAAGUUGAAGAAGGACAAGGAUCUGAACGAGGAGGAGGCCAUCGAGCUCGCCAUCACAACACUGUCGAUGGUGCUGUCCCUGGAUUUCAAGGCAUCCGAGAUUGAGGUCGGAGUGGUCUCGGCCAGGGACCCCAAGUUCCGUACCUUGGACGUGACCGAGAUUGAGGAUCAUUUGCAGAGAAUCGUCGAGAAGGAUUAA
Molecule: messenger RNA, 735 nt
Organism: Linnemannia hyalina
Lineage: Eukaryota; Fungi; Mortierellomycota; Mortierellomycetes; Mortierellales; Mortierellaceae
Source: the annotation of a GenBank genome assembly